AUCAACUCGAAGGUGGGAUUAGCAGAAAUCGAUAGCAAUACUUAUUACAGAUCAAUACGCCUUCAUCAACAAUGAGAUGUUGGUGUUGAGGCUAAUGCAUCUUUGACAUAAAUCUCCCCACCACAUUGAUCUGUGCCAUUACCCUCAAUGUCACUGACUUGAGUGAGAAACGUCUCCAACACCACUUCGUUCACUAUUCCCCCUGCCCCAUGAGACAGAUCCCGCACACUAACACACUCUCAAUACAGCUGAGGCAUGUAAAUGUACUUCCCUAACUCUUUCUCGCUGUCUGCGGAGGCCACAUGUGAGACGAACGGCUGGCGUAAAUAUAGAACGCUUUCCAGUGACAGCUUGAUCCGUCUAUCUAGUCAAGAUGUGCGGUUCAGUCUCGGGUCACGCUCACUCGACCAGCAGGUUCAUUUGACCUAGAACCUGUCUGUCAGCUGUAAAUCCCGCAGCUUGCACGUGAUCCUAUAAAAAUAGCAUGAGCCAUGUUGUGAACUUGCUAUGGGAAUCGAUACUGAGCUCGAAAGCAACUUGAGCCGUCUCAAGGUGAAUUAGUGUCACGUGAUCAACAACUGUCUCGUUGUACCGCGGUGCUUGUAUACGGAUAUAACACUGUGAUUCACUCUGAACAGGGGGUCGAAAUUAGCUUGGCAGUUCUUCGGUUAUGUGUGUCAUUGAUACUGUAACAAACUAAACAGGCCACGUUACUGUGCCGACUUUUGCGCUAUAACGAGGUAGAUAUGAGCGAGAGUUGAGGUUGCGCUCAUUUGACCACUGUUCUUUUGUUGUGUUGAUUCUCUGACAGUGGAAUGUCCGCACGACGCACCAAGAAGGUGCAUUUGGAAACUUUUCUAACUUAACCCACCACACUACAGUGAUGUUUAAGAGAUCCAUCAACUUCUCGCCCUUUGAGAAAGAUCAGCUAUUACGCCUCAUCAGGGAGUACAUCGUUAUAUUCGAGGACAAGCGUUUGGAUGGAGUGGGGAGACGCGAGAAGGAGCGAGCUUGGCUGGAGCUGACGGACAGAUACAACUCGCAGGAUAAUGUCAACCUCCGGACCAGCAAACAGCUACAGGCAUGUUGGAAAAAUCUCAAGAACAGAGCUAAGGAUGUAACAGAAGCUUGCAAGAGAGGGGAGGAGUUCCCAUUCUUUACAAUGUCCAACAGUCUUAAUUCGAGUUACCUCCCUUACAAUUCUUUCAACGAGGAUGAAAAUGGAUACGAGAUACGAGUGAAAGCAGAGCAUGACAGCGAUGUCGAAGAUGCCACCCAAGACGACAUAACUGUCACCUUUAACUCCCAUCAGCAACCCUUCUCCGUCAGCAAUUCCCCCUCACCCCCUCCGACGUCUGCCCAAGUGAACUACGUUUACUCUCCCACCGCAUCCACGCCAUCGUUAAUAAUUCCUCAGUCAUCAACACAUGCGCACUCAUCAUCAUUCUCCGUGCUGACGUCAUCCCCAUCUCGUUCCCCUUCCCGCGAAGAACCACCGGAGGAGAAGGUUCAGCGCCUGGAAAGAAGUGGUACCACGAGAUUACCAUGUUCGGUGCCAACAUACAGAGCGCCAGAACGAAGCAUCAGCAAGUCGGUAGAUCGUAUUGCUACGUCUAUACUCUUUGAACGAGGUGUGUACGACCACUCAGGGCCUCAGGGAUUGUUUGUUCCACGUGUGGACCACUAUACCAAGAGGACAGAAUCUGCAUCAAGUGAUGGAAACCUUCCACAGCGCGAUAACUCAAUACAAAUCAACCAACAGUAUAGCAAUACAAGUCCACCAUAUUACAAAAAUGCUCACCGAUUUAACAGUUCUACACAACCUUUAAGAAAGGGCGGUAACUCCCAUCGUCCUAUUUCGUCAUCAAGACCAAUGACGUCGAGUUCAGUCCGGGCUAAUGUUAAUGGCCACGUACCUCUUAUGUCGCCUCACAAGGUGAAGAAAGCUGCUCAAUAUAGAAGACUGGAACAUGAGGUAAGGAUGAAGAACUUGAAGUUCGAGAGGAGUUGUGUUGAAGCAGAACACAAGCUGAAAUGUGAACUUUUGCAUUUGAAGAUCAAAUACUAUAAGAAUAAACUAGAAGAACGUUCCAAUCGACCCUCUCAAACCGGCCUCACCCAUGUUGGACCCGAAUAGCCUGCUGGAGGUUAAUUUUGUGUGGAUUCUUUCUUACCGUCCGGGACUGCAGGAUAAUAUUAUAUAGGCGGUGUUGAGGGUUUAUUGUUCGGCCUAUGGUGUCCACCAUUUAUCCGUUGACGGGUGUCUUGAUACUUAAAGGAUAUUUAAGAAAGGAGUGAAAAUUCAGUGUCGUGAUACUUGCCAACUAACAAUGGGUGCUACUGAGAAGAGACACACUUCUAAACAGCCAGUAUUUACUCAAGAUAUACUCAGGGUAGCUGAUGCAUUAUAUAUAUUAAUGUGGGCAAUACAUUUCGGUGGCUAGCCUCGAUCUUAAGGGCAAUGUGGACUUGUUUCACAAGAGCUACACAUGACAUGCCAAUAACCCUAGUCAAACUGCGGUGUGUACUCACAAAUCUGUUACCUAUUUUGUUUAUAUACUGAGAUGAUAAUGAUGUUAUAACAUGCCUCUGACAUAAUAUUGAUAAUUAUUUACAUUUAGUUAAAGAUGAUCAAUACAAAGGAAGUUAAAGAUCACAAGACUCAUUUCAAUUUCUUUUAUUCAGGGUACUGAAGAGGCCACAGGCCUAUAGUACAAUACAAUCACUGUGAAUAUAAAUUAAGGUUAUUGUUCAAAGCAACAAAUCUACAAAUUGUUAAAAAUCUAUCAAUGUACAUCUAUCAUGGGUUCAACAGUAGAAAAUUUGUUUUAAAUACCCUGUAACUGUACACACUUGUAUUGUACUAUAGGCCUGUGGCCUCUUCAGUACCCUGAAUAAAAGAAAUCACAAGACUCUUUUUAUACGACCUGGUGGUGACUGCAACACAUAAUCUUCGUUGUGAUCUUUAACUUGUUUUGAGUAGUAUAUUUGACAGAUAUGGGGAUUAACCCUUUCGUUAAGUGCAAACUGCAACGAUGAGACAUUCAUACUCGUUAUUAAGCUAUUUGAUGCAUCAUUAUAGCUGCGCUGAAAUCUUAUAACAACAAAAUGCCCUUUCCAAUAACAAAAA
Molecule: messenger RNA, 3130 nt
Organism: Haliotis rubra (blacklip abalone)
Lineage: Eukaryota; Metazoa; Mollusca; Gastropoda; Lepetellida; Haliotidae
Exons: 2
Coding region: 884-2137 (417 amino acids)
Source: RefSeq, a predicted model, not a curated record